Molecule: messenger RNA, 585 nt
Organism: Gopherus flavomarginatus (Mexican gopher tortoise)
Lineage: Eukaryota; Metazoa; Chordata; Testudines; Testudinidae
Product: olfactory receptor 52P1-like
Exons: 1
Coding region: 1-585 (194 amino acids)
Biological process (GO): G protein-coupled receptor signaling pathway
Cellular component (GO): membrane
Molecular function (GO): olfactory receptor activity
Source: RefSeq, a predicted model, not a curated record
AUGGCCUUUGAUAGCUAUGUUGCUAUCUGUAACCCAUUGCGACACUCAGCCAUCCUGACCAGUCAGGCCAUAGCCAAGAUAAGGCUGAGUGUUGGGAUGAGGGGAGUCCUGUUACUGGGCCCACACCCAUUCCUGGUGCAGCGGCUCCCACACUGCAGGACCAAUGUCAUUUCUCACACCUAUUGUGAGUUCAUGGCACUGGUGAAACUGGCCUGUGUGGACACUACAGUCAUGACAGCCUAUAGUCUGGUUGUAGCAUUUUUCACCGGUGGCUUAGGCCUGCUCCUGGUUGUCCUGUCCUACGUGAUGAUUCUCUGGGCCACCUUCAGACUCUCCUCCAAGGAGGCACGGUGCAAGUCCCUCAGCACCUGCAGCUCCCACAUCUGCGUCAUGCUGGUGUUUUACACUCCUGCAUUCUUCCCCUUCCUCUCCCACCGCUUCGACCACGUGGCUCCCCACGUUCACAUCCUCAUUGCCAACAUGUACCUGCUUUUCCCUCCCAUGAUGAACCCCAUCAUCUACGGGGUGAGAACCCCGGGGAUCCGGCAGAGGGUGCUCCACAUUUUGAGCAUGAAAGCAGCCUGA